UCUCUCUCUCUCUCUCUCUCUCUCUCUCUCUCUCUCUCUCUCUCUCUCUCUCUAUUUCUUUUGUGGUAAGAUCAGAGCAAGUUCUCUUUGUGUUCUUUCUUGUUCAGUGUUAAAACAUUCUCGAGUACCCCAAAAGAGCAAGAUGUCUAUAAGAAGAAUCUACCGAUGUUUGAAUGCUUUAAUCAAAAGAUCAUGUGCUCGAUCUUUUUGAUCAUAUGUACCACUUCACACUUUGUUUCAACACUCAAGUUUUCAAAAAAAAAUUAUCUUUGAUGUUUGUUACACUUGAGAAUAACUCCUUUGAAUUCACCGAAGAUAGAUCAUAAAUCAUUAGAUCAGGAAAGCCAAGACUCCGAGAAGAAUCAAGAAUGGUGCGUACACCCUGUUGCAAAGCUGAAUUAGGGUUAAAGAAAGGAGCUUGGACUCCCGAGGAAGACCAGAAGCUUGUCUCCUACCUUAACAAUCACGGUGAAGGUGGAUGGCGAACUCUACCCGAAAAAGCCGGACUCAAAAGAUGUGGCAAAAGCUGCAGACUGAGAUGGGCCAAUUAUCUAAGACCUGACAUCAAAAGAGGAGAGUUCACUGAAGAUGAAGAAUGUUCUAUCAUCUCUCUUCACGCCCUCCACGGCAACAAAUGGGCUGCUAUAGCUCGUGGAUUACCAGGAAGAACGGAUAAUGAAAUCAAGAACUACUGGAACGCUCAUAUCAAAAAACGUUUGAUCAAGAAAGGUGUCGACCCGGUUACACACAAGAGCUUGAUCUCCGGGACCAGCAAAUCAGAAAACCUCCCGGAGAUUCUUGAUAAACAAAACACUAUUCAGACAACUAUAACGAGUAACGAUGAUCUAGGUAAUAAUGAGAAGGUCAAGAAGUCAAGAUUAUCAUCAGCUAGGUUCUUGAACAGGGUAGCUAAUAGGUUCGGAAAGAAAAUCAAUCAGAGUGUUCUCUCGGAGAUUAUCGGAAGUGGUGGCCCACUCACUACUACUACUGCUACUACUACUACAAGUGUCACCGUUGACUCUGAAUCAGAUAAGUCAACGAUUUUUUCCUUCGCACCAACUUCGUAUCUUCUCAACCAGAUGACCGUUAAUGAUAACGGUAACGCUGCGUCGCCUCCCUCCAUGUUCUCUGAUUCCUCCGUUAAUGAUCCUUUAAUGUACUCUAGUGUUGAUAAUGUCGGAUUCUCAGAGUUUCUGAAUGACCAACAUUUCAUGUUGUUGGAAGUUGAGAACACUGAGUUCAUUAAUGAACUUACGAGGUUUCUUCAGGAGGAUGUUAACAAUGACGUAGAGGUGACCCCGGUCUAUGAACAUCAAGAAGAUUUCGAAGAGAUUGAUAACUAUUUUGCAUGAGUGAAUCUUCUGACGAAUCCCAUAUAUAUGAUCACUUGAAUUUGAUCAUGUACAUGUUGAUUGAAAUAUUACCGUGAAUGAUAUGCUAAUAAUAGAAUAAUAAUAAUCAUGCUAAUGAUAGCGUGUAGUAUUGUGAUAUGUGCGUGUCUUUUUCGUGAUUUUCUAGUUUUUUCAUAUUUUGUAAGUUUGCCGUCAAGUGUGUUUCGUAUAAAAUGGAUAGUAAUGGCGAUCAGUUAACGAGAGUAUUGUCUAUUUGUAUUUGUA
Raphanus sativus (radish) is the source of this 1616-nucleotide messenger RNA. RefSeq names its product transcription factor MYB51. The transcript has 3 exons. The coding region runs from base 369 to 1352 and encodes 327 amino acids. Lineage: Eukaryota; Viridiplantae; Streptophyta; Magnoliopsida; Brassicales; Brassicaceae. The record is from RefSeq and is a predicted model, not a curated record.